CGGUUUUGCCAAGAGAAGGAAGAACAAGAAAAUGAUAAUUGGCAGCACGGGUGUUCCUUUCUUGCGAAAACCACUGACAAAGUCGGCGAAGUUUUCGUCGCCGUUGUCGAACGAACGGCUACGUAGCAGCGUAAAGGCCAGUCGUGAUGGUAAACGAGACCUUGUUCGGCAAAGCGACCUCCCGCACGCGCAGUCAAGGUUCGCUCGGCCGAAAAAGUGGUGUCGUAUCGAGCGAGCAACAAUGGGACACGGCAAGUGGAAAUGAGCGGUGGUGCGGCGCCCGCGACGCCCCCACCAACGAGCUCGUGAUCGAGCGCGUGCAUGGCGACGAGCGAGCACCGGAGCAAAGCGCGUGGGCCAGUGUACGGCGAGCAAGUGCCACGAGUGGCAAGCGCAUCGGCUGCACGCACGAUCGCACCAUGGCCCGCGACGCCUCUCUGUGCCUCUGUCUUAUGCUGUUCGUCGCUACCCAACUGCCCGGCGGUUCCGGCACCGAGGUAAACAGCGAAUCCGAGCCCGAGCUCGCCAAGCUCGUCAAGUUCUUCAGCAAGCCCGGUGCUUUCAAUCAGAUGAACGAGAUAUUCGGCGAGGAGGAGCAGCCGGCGAAGAGCACGCAGUCCCUGUGCCCGGGCGGCGCGGACGGCCUGGAAUGUAGGCGCGCGGAGGCGCGACGCUCCGUCGAUUGUCCCCGAGGCGACUGCUACUGCUACAACUGCUCGAGGGCGGGCCCCGAGCUGUGGGCCUCCUGCUGUCGCGAGAGUCUGAAGUGCUGCUCGCAUUUGGCCGCGGCCUGCCGCACCUGCGACCAGCCGCCACUCCACCCGUUCUGCGCCAAGCACUUCAAGAAGUGCCUCUCGCAACUCAACGACAAGAAGCCGUUGCUGCCCUGAAAUGCCGCGUCUCGACGCGGGUCCGACGACUGCGCGGCGUCGUCGCUCACGGCCCGCCUGGCGUGCUUGCGUAACCGCUGGCGCGCAGCUAAAUAUAGCGCGGCGCGCGCUCGGGCUUCCAAUAAAAAAUCGUUUAUUGUUUAACCGAAUGACGCAGUGCCAAGUUGGUGCGCAAACCAACGCGGACGGGUCGACUUAAUUCGCGCGAGGCACCCACACUCACUGCUCCUUUCAUUCAUCCUUUCCAAACCCGUCCUCCUGACUCUCUCAUACUCGUUGUUCAACAAACUUGCUGCGCGCGCAGACAGCUCCGACAGCCCAAGGGAAAUGCGACGGUGCUCGCUCACGCUUAUUUUGCAGGAUGUCCAAUCAAGGUGACGACCAGUGGCCGUGCGUCGAUUGCCGUGUAAAAGCAAAUAGAAUGUUUCGUGAUUGCCCUCGUAAAACUGACAUUUGUUACCGAGAGACCAAUUUGUCGACGCGAAGCAGUGAAAAACUCGAGUCAUUUUCGCCUCAUAAAUAUUUUUAAAGUUACUUUUCCUUUACAAGCGAUCAAUAGUCUAUCGUGCAGUCUGAUUUUCAUAUUCAUCGUGCGAAACAUCCGAUCUCCAAUCAAAUUCUAAUUGAUUUCGCAAUUUCCUUUCUUACGAAAAUCCUCGCAGUUUUCUGCCUCCUUUCAUUCUUCGCUGUUCAAGGUGAUAAAAUGAAAUAAAGCUUAUUUGUUUUUGUAAAGAAUCGUUUCCAGAUAUUUAUAAAUUUUUUUACACACAAUUUCGUACUUAUUUUUAAAAUAAUUUUUGUUUUCUGAAUUUCCUUGCAGUUCUCAUCGACUUGUUCCAAUCAUACAUUUUACAGUUAUACUUUCCAACAGUCGCUAUUUGCGCUUCCUUUCCAUUACAUUCAGUAUUGUACAAAACACAGAGAUUCUUGUUUAAUAUUAGGUGAUUGCAAUGUA
This is a messenger RNA of Phymastichus coffea, 1845 nucleotides long. RefSeq lists its product as uncharacterized. The transcript has 3 exons. Lineage: Eukaryota; Metazoa; Arthropoda; Insecta; Hymenoptera; Eulophidae. Bases 147 to 890 code for a protein of 247 amino acids. The record is from RefSeq and is a predicted model, not a curated record.